Molecule: messenger RNA, 1526 nt
Organism: Haplochromis burtoni (Burton's mouthbrooder)
Lineage: Eukaryota; Metazoa; Chordata; Actinopteri; Cichliformes; Cichlidae
Gene: plin6
Product: perilipin 6
Exons: 8
Coding region: 34-1509 (491 amino acids)
Biological process (GO): lipid storage; positive regulation of triglyceride storage
Cellular component (GO): lipid droplet; cytosol
Source: RefSeq, a predicted model, not a curated record
UUUAUCUACAGAUUAUAAAGUCAGAGUGUCUUCAUGAUUUUUGUCAUCGUGACUCUGCUCAGCUGCUUCAUCAACAGUCCUCUAAUGGGAUUUGGCGAAAGAGAAAUGUCAUCUCAUCCAGAUCAUGAGACCAAUGCCGUCCUGAGAGCUUCCCAUCUGCCUCUGGUUCGCUCAGCGUUACAGAUGGUGACUUCGAUGUACUCGGGGGUCAAAGCUCGCAACCGUCUGCUGGGUCUGAUGGGAGGAAUGGCCGAGGUCGGAGUUCGCAGCUUUUCCCAAGAGGCCAUGAGACGAGCCACGCCCCUCCUGCAGAGUUUGGAGCCACAGAUCGAUGCUGCCAACAGUUUUGCGCUCGUUGGUCUUGAUCACCUGGAGAAAACCUAUCCGAUCCUGAACCAGUCAACAGACGAGGUUAUGACUCACCUGAAGGACGCCUUCUUCCUGACCCUGGAUGACGUGCAGCUGUGGGUGGUGGACGGCCUGGACGCAGCUCUGGAUCAGGUGGAGCGUCUGGCCGACGUAGGCCGGGUGGCUGUGCAGCAGCUGAAGAACACUCAGGUGGGCCAGGCCGCCAUGUCGGGACUCGAUGACGUGCUGAGUCGCGUGGAGGACGCCACCGCCUACUACCUGCCCCUCCCACCCACACUGCGUCAGGAAUGGGAGCUGAGGGUGCAGCAGUACGAGAGUGAAGACGAUGGCGAUGAGCCCAGUAUGUGGACGAGGGUCCGCAGCCUCCUGCUGACUCUCAGCCUGCAGCUUUAUCACCGCCUGAUGAAGAUCAGAGAGCAGCUGCAGAGAGCCGUCAGGGCGAUGGGAGACGCUGCCGACAAGGUUGGUCUGCUUCGGGUCCUCAAGUUGUCCGGUGACCUGCUGCAAUUCCUGCAGGGCCUCCUGGUGGCGCUGGUGUACCAAGCAGAGGCCCUCAGAGAGGCCUCUCUGAAUGCGGUCAGAGUUCGGGCGACCAUGUUGGCAGAGCUGCGUGUGGUUCGUCUGGUCCGAGGAGUACCCCUCCAAAUCCAGGAGCUGCUUCAAGAGCUGAGGGAAGUGGCCAAGAUCAUCCUUCAGUUCGUGUUCAACACCACACCACUUUACAACAUGCUGCAGAAGCCAUCUCCUCAGGAGGUGGAGGAAUUCUUGAACCAAGAGGAGCUUGUAUCCGACAACUCGUCCCGUCGCGGCUCCAGUAACAGCCUCUUCCUGAAGGCCAUGGACGGCCGUCCUCGCCGCCGCCGGAGCCUGUACUCCCGCGCUGCACGAGGUUCCGGGGGUCCUGUGAGCCCCGACCCAACUAAUGGCUGUCGUCGCUCGAGUCUGAAGGAGCCCCAAGCCACAGAGGUGGAGGGCACGCCCCUCCCUUCCGAAGGCGCCGCCCUUCGACGGCCAUCUGCCGCCGAGCUGCUCCUCGCCCCGCUCAAACAGUUCGUCUCCCAGAGCCAGAAGGCCUUCGAGUACCUGACCCCCAACUCCUCCGAAAAUGCUGCCAACGCUACAGAAACAACCGACUCCUAAACACCACGCUGAGGUUU